GGCACGAGGAUAGCAACCUUUUCCCUCCUCCUUUUUAUUCUCCCUCUGAGGACCUGUAGCUCCUGGAGCAGAGCAAAGCUGGGUUUUGGGUACCACACAGGGAAGUUCUACCUCCUGUCCACCUGGCUGGCCAGAGAUCCUGCAACAAUGGCUGCUUCACACCCCUCCAGGCUGUGAGGGCAGUGGUGCAGAACUGCAGCACCCCAUCCCCACCCAGGUGCGAUGCCGGUCCACUACGUGAUGUAUGAAGGCAUUAAAUUCCCUCCUGCCUACAACUCUGAGCACAGCUUGAGUUUCACUCACAAUGAGUUCCUGGUGCGGGAUGAUGACAUCUUCAACGUCACCUACCCCAAGUCUGGCACCGUAUGGAUGACUGAGAUCCUGAGCCUCAUUCGUAGCCGUGGCUGCCCCAGCUGGAGCCAAGCUGUCCUCAAUUCUGACCGCAUGCCCUGGUUCUCAACCCGUCUGGGUCUGGAGUCAGCCCUCAGCUACCCCUCGCCUCGCCUGCUGACCUGCCACCUCCCCAGGCACAUCUUCCCCAAGUCCUUCUUCCGUUCCAGUGCCAAGGUUAUUUACACCCUACGGGAUCCUCGAGAUGUUGUUGUCUCCUACUACUACUUUUCCAAGAUGUGCAACAGCUAUGAGGAUCCUACAUCCUUUGAGCAGUUCCUGAGGGACUUUCUGAAUGGAGAGUUGCCCCAUGGCUCCUGGUUCGAACACGUCCGAGGCUGGAUGGAGAUGAAGGACAUGGAGAAUUUCUUCUUCAUCACCUAUGAAGAGCUGAAGCAGGACCUGCGUGGCAGUGUGAGACAUCUCUGCCGGUUUCUGGGGCAGGAUUUGGGUGAUGAGGCCAUCUCAUCAGUGGUGCAAAAUGCAUCCUUCACGGCCAUGCGGCAGAACCCAAUGUGCAACUCCGUCCUGCUCCCUGCAGACAUCAUGGACCAGACGAAGGGCCAGUUCCUGAGGAAGGAGCAGAAGGGGGGCUGCGUGCUGAGGUGGGCUCAGAGCCCAAAACGCUUCUUCCUCAGGCAUCUGCGGGGACUGGGAGAACCAUUUCACAGUGGCACAGAGUGAGACCUUCGACAAGAUCUACCAGGAGAGGAUGCGGGGCCUGAACAUGACUUUUCCCUGGGACAGGCAUUAGGAUUUGUCCCUAUCUGAAGCCACCUGCGCACUGGGUAUAAACCAGCCACCGGCAACUGGGGUAACUUGCUGCUGUUGGACAGAGGGGGUUGUAUCCAGGGCUGAAAUGGUACCGAAACUCAGCGUGCAAGCAAUUAAUUUCAAAGAAUCAUAGAAUCAUUUAGGUUGGAAGAGAUCAUCAAGUCCAACUGUAAACCUAACACUGCAAGUCCACCACUAAACCAUGUCCCUAAG
Messenger RNA from Grus americana (Whooping crane), 1377 nucleotides. RefSeq names its product sulfotransferase 2B1-like. Lineage: Eukaryota; Metazoa; Chordata; Aves; Gruiformes; Gruidae. Gene Ontology annotation, cellular component: cytoplasm. The transcript has 7 exons. The coding region runs from base 223 to 1074 and encodes 283 amino acids. Gene Ontology annotation, biological process: sulfation. The record is from RefSeq and is a predicted model, not a curated record. Gene Ontology annotation, molecular function: sulfotransferase activity.